This is a messenger RNA of Oncorhynchus mykiss (rainbow trout), 1422 nucleotides long. RefSeq names its product osteocalcin 2a-like. Gene Ontology annotation, cellular component: extracellular region. Gene Ontology annotation, molecular function: calcium ion binding; structural constituent of bone; hydroxyapatite binding. The record is from RefSeq and is a predicted model, not a curated record. NCBI's taxonomy places the organism in Eukaryota, Metazoa, Chordata, Actinopteri, Salmoniformes, Salmonidae. Gene Ontology annotation, biological process: response to vitamin K; osteoblast differentiation; regulation of cellular response to insulin stimulus.
CCAGGAAAGUGGAAGUGGUACAAGUUGACAUUCGAUUCCCUAACCAAUCACAUAGUCUGACCAUAGCGUGUAUCUGAUUGGGAGGGGGAUGACUACAGUAUAUAUUGACCAUGGAGGGAUAUACAGUGAAGAAGGCAUUGAAAGAAGGAGAGAAAGAACCAAAGCUCUACUACUACCGCUCACUGGUAGUUCAAGAAAGCAGCAAGACAACAACACAAAAACAACAUGAAGUCUCUGACUCUCCUGACCAUUUGUGCCGUUCUGUCGGUCUCUCUGUCCAUGAACGAUCUGGCUCUUGAUGUGGUUCUCGAUCCUGCUCCUGACCCUGCCACUGAACCAGCACCAGCCGCAGACUCCUCCGCGUCUUCAUCAGCUUCCUCCUCUUCCUCCUCGGCUUCCGACUCAUCAGCCUCUGCCUCAGACUCCUCGGACUCGGACUCUUCCUCAGCCUCUUCCUCAUCUUCUUCUUCAGAGUCAGCUAGUGCUGAAGUUACGACAGAGGACCCAGCUGCAGCUACAGAGCCAGAAGUGGUGAUUAUGAAGAGAGACCUGGCCUCAGUUUUGCUGAGGAGGAAGAGGGCGGCUGGACAAGCAGCUGCUGCCUUCACCCUCACCCAGGUGGAGAGUCUGAGUGAGGUGUGCGAGCUCAACCUGGCCUGUGAGCACAUGGCGGAGACAGCUGGCAUCGUUGCAGCAUACACCGCAUACUAUGGACCACCUCCCUUCUAAACAGACUCUUUACCAUGCAACCUGGAGAGAGAGAAAAUACUCUCUGCCAUUUCAUCAUCAUGAAGCUACAUUCUUGAGAAGGGAUCAACCACUCCCAACAGUGUCCUAAUAAGGGCAUAGAAAACAAACACAAACAGGUUUCGUCCACGUUUUAGGGAGCAAGACCAGCCACAAGUGAAAUUGGUAGCUACAGUACUCGUAAUGCCGGCUGUAACUAUAUGUUUUGGGUAAUGUAAGAAAAGGCAUGUCUGAUCCAAGCUUUUGUAAUAUUGAGGAGAAGCUAGAGGCAUAUAGGAACUGAGUCCUGUGGUUAUAGGGGCCUGCUAAUGUAAAUUGCUCAACACAAUAUCACAAAGAAUGGUGCUAAAACCGCAAAUGUAUUGUAUCAUAAAUGUAUUAAUCUUUAUCCGUUUUGUAGUAUUAGGUAGGCUAAAGCGCACAUUAUUAUUUAUCUGCAAUGUAUUAUCACCAUACAUUUUAAAUUAUUGCUUCCUGUUCGUAGUGUAACUAUUGCUGAUAGUCAAUACUGUCAUAGAUUUGUAUUGAUUGUUAUCAUCACUAAAUCAAUCUUCUAAGGAGGGGUUUAGAAAGAGUGAGGACACCACAGUUUGUAUGCAAACUCAAACCUUGUUGAUGCCACUUUGACUACUGUCUUGCACAUAAGUGCUGAAUAAAGUGGAGAACAUUUUAAUA